Messenger RNA from Cylindrotheca closterium, 1869 nucleotides. The record is from the annotation of a GenBank genome assembly. NCBI's taxonomy places the organism in Eukaryota, Bacillariophyta, Bacillariophyceae, Bacillariales, Bacillariaceae.
AUGAAUAACAUUGAGAACUACCGGUACGAUUCUAACGAUAUUGACGGCGUUCCUGGAGAUAUUCUAGUGGACAUGCACUGCAAUUCAGACAAUGACACAACGUUGGAUGAUUGUAGUGUAAAUUUUCAGGAGCUCCCUAGCCUCGAACCGUCACUGCUUAAAGACUCGUCUUUCUCCGAUUUUCACAUGCAAGACUAUUGGGGCAGUGACUCUACUGUCAGCCCCGACGAGGAUGUGCCAAGUACACCUUUGAAACGAAAACGAGACGACGAACAUGUUGAUGAAUUGUCGAUGCAUUUCUUCACGGAUGAUGUCAUCAGUUCUCCCAUGACGACUCCUUCGUUGCCCCCCAAGAAAGCCGCCAAGCUUCGAAUUGCCACUCCAAGUACUGACGACGACACCACUGUUGCUCACUGUAAUAAGGACGACAACAUGGAAUUUCAAGAUCCGCUCCUCGCAAUGCCACUGUCCGAGAUUCCCAGCGGCUUUGAUACUCUCAUGCGCCCUGACAAAAUCUGUUCUGGAACCAAAACUGUCGCUAGUCCUCGCAGUCCCAUCGAAGGCAACGAGACAAAAACAAUCGUUUGCCAUCCUGAGGCUCCGAAUGGGACAGGUGAAGUGGUGCGUACUACUUCCAGAAAAGGAAUGGAUCUUGAACUUCUCCCCCUUCCAGAACUCGAGAUUUGUCGUCCAAAGGCAAUGCUCCCACAAGUUACUCUGCACCCCGUGAAAGAUCCAGUGUCUCGACAACUCCUCUUUCCACCAAUGGAAGCCUCCCCGUUCAUCGGUCUACCGGUCCUGACAAACAAAUCCAAGCUUUCCUUCCCACUGGCGCUGGCGACCAGUGGUUCGAUUCAGUCGAAUCCGUCGAUUUCGACUGCAAGACGUCCUUUGCCCAAGCUUCUCCCAAGAAACUAUUGUAGCAAUCCUUUCGACAGCCGUGCUGUUUUCAAACCAGUCACACCUUCUACACCAAGACUUCCAAGAGAAGACAUGUUCCUUCAUUUGGCUGCAGUCGGACCACUUCCGCAAAAUGCUAUGAAAGAGCAAUUUACUCGUCCUGCGGCCGCAGUCACACCGGAACAACACCACAUGAAAAUGACCGUGCAAGAGACUCCCAAGGUCAAAGUGAAGCGAGGACGACCCCCCAAGAAGACUCCAACCUCCAAGACAGCACAAGAAAAGAAGCAAGCCGCCAAGAAAAAGGCACCAGUCAAAAAGGAGACACCCGUCAAGAGACCAGCAAUCAAGAAGAAGGCAAAAAAGACCAAACAACAGUACCAGACCAAGAACGCAGGAAAAUGGAGCAAGAGAUAUGAAGAAGCCAAGGCCUUUAUCAAAACACAUGGCCACGGUCUCAUUCCCAAUCAAUAUUCCCCCAAUCCUGACCUUGGUGGCUGGGCCAAGCGCCAGCGAUACCAGUACCAACUCUUUACAAAAAAUCGAAACAACGUCCGCGCCAACGGAACUUGCAAAAGUUCCAUUUCCGAGGAACGCAUCGAGUUGCUCAACAAGAUUGGCUUUUGCUGGCAACACAAGACCAGCAAGUGGGAGAACCGAUACGAAGACCUCAAGCGAUUCGUCCAGAAGUAUGGUCAUGCUGCGGUGCCCACCACAUUCGCAGAGGAUCAGACACUCUCUGGAUGGGUAAAGGUUCAGCGUCGCCAGUACAAGCUCUUUCUCACCGGAGAGAAGAGUUCCAUGACAAUGGAACGAAUCAAUCUCUUGAACAAGUUGGGAUUCUGCUGGAGCAUCAAGAAUAUCACAAAUGCGCCCGGCCUUGAAGAACCACCAAGAGCUGUGGAACAACCACCAAAAGACAAUGUCUUGGUUGUGGACAAAAUCUCCAGCGCGGAUAUGUCCAAGUAA